GGUGGUUAUAGGCAAGAAUUGGUGGCAUGGCUCAAUAACCUACUUUCUCUAAAUAUUACAAAAGUCGAGCAAUGCGGUACUGGUGCUGCGCUAUGUCAGGUCUUCGACAGCAUUUACCUAGAUAUUCCUAUGUCUCGAGUCAAAUUUAACGUUAAUACUGAAUACGCAUAUCUACAAAACUUUAAAGUCCUACAAAACUGUUUUACGCGCCAUGGUAUCGACCGACCUGUCAAUGUUGAGCAGUUGAUCAAAUGCAAGAUGCAAGAUAAUUUGGAGUUCUUACAGUGGACUAAAAAAUUUUGGGACCAAUAUUUUCCGGGUGGUGAUUAUGAUGCGGUAGGUCGACGAAGAGGGUCAGGUGCGCCACCACCAGCAUCAACCGCUACUUCCAGAACUUCCACAAGCGCAGCACGUAGGGGUACCACACCUACAACCGGAGCACGAUUAGCCAAAGGAGGCGUUGGGGCUGCAGCCAUUCAACAAGAGAACAAUACUCUCAAAGAAACAGUACAGGGCCUAGAACGAGAGAGAGAUUUCUACUUCAGCAAACUACGGGAUAUUGAACUUUUGGUUCAGCAAGCUUGUGAGGAAGAUCCUGAAAUCGAGAAGCAAGAAGACGGCUUGAUCAAACAUAUUCAGACGAUUUUGUACUCUACGGAAGAUGGUUUUGAGAUACCCGCUGAAGCCGAAGGCCUUGAUGAUCAGGAAACAUUCUGA
Messenger RNA from Blumeria graminis f. sp. triticale, 717 nucleotides. NCBI's taxonomy places the organism in Eukaryota, Fungi, Ascomycota, Leotiomycetes, Helotiales, Erysiphaceae. The record is from the annotation of a GenBank genome assembly.